GGCGCCUGGCGGUCCAGUGUUGGCCACGCUUCGUCCGUCGGCGGGGCAGCUAUGGCAGCAGCAGGCAGGUCGGCGCGGGCGGCGGGGCGCUGCUUCAGCCCCCUGCUCCAGUUUAGCCACCAUCACUUGCGCUACGACAGGUACGGGGGGCGGGUGGGGGGCUGGCUGAAAUGGGCUCCUUUCCAAUCCUCCUCCUUCCUCAGUCGAGCCAUCGCCCUCUUUCCCCCGUGGGUGGCGGGCAAUGGCGAGCCCCUGCGCAGGCCGCCGAGGAUUGGAUCCCCUCCUUUUUCUGGCUCUUCCCCCACUUGCACCUCGCCUUUGGGGGGGAUAUAUUAAGGCACCCACCCCCCAAAGAUCUAUAUUGGGGGACCUACCUGUGUGUAGCCGCCGCUGCCGUGUAGUUUUCUCGGGGCGGAGCUCUUUUUUGGCGGGGCUGGGGAGGUUCUGCUGCAUUUUGCUUUAGAUGGUUCCCAACCUUUUUUUGGCCAUGCCCCACCUAAGCAUCUCUAAAAUCCUGAUGCCACUCCCCUUGUGACAUAUAAUCCUUAUUGUUCAAAAAGUGAACUCCUAUUUACGUGGAGGAAGCCUAAAAGGCCAUUAACUGUUAACAACUCAUUCUCGAAUUUCCCCCCUUAAAAAUCAAAGUCCCCUCUGCGGGAUGUGUGCCCCACGUUGGGAACCACGGCUUUAGAUCCUCUCCUCUUUUUGCCACCCCCUUCAUGCAGCUCUUGGGAAUUUGCGAGGUCUCUCCCAGAUUCCCUCCCUAGAGGUGUUUUUCUAUCGCCUGGAGAUGUGUUAGCACUCAGAAGGUGCCACAGCACCCAGGCGCUCAAAAUGGGCUCUUGUGGUGCUUUUUAUGUAGUAUUUUUAGAUCAGUGCGUCUCUGAGGAUUGCACCCAAUUUUGUGCCUUUUUCUCUGUGUCUCUCUUUUUUCUCCUCCAGUGAAGGGGGAAUGAAGGCAUCCUGGUGGAGUUUCCUUUCUGUGCAGCCGAUAAGAGAGAUACUGAGAUACUCUCAGUUACUGAGAUGAUAAGAAAGCCCUGUGGGGUCGGGCCAAAGGUCAAUUUAGUUCAGCGUCCUGUUUCAAACAGGAGAUGCCAGGGGUUCCCAAACUGUGACCUGCAAACCACUUCAUUCAGGUGGUCUGCAGCUUGUCUGUGAAAAUACAGUAAGAAGUCGUACAGCACCUAGCACAUUACAAUUGCUAUAACAGGCGGAGGAAUUGUAAAGUGGGCCUCCAAGCCCCUCAGCAAUUUUCAAGUGAUCUAUGGGGGUAAAGGUUUGGGAACCACUAGACUAGAUAUUUCCAGGAUGCCACAAGAAAAAAAUCAUCAGACUUUCCUUUUGACUGGCUGGUUUGCCUUGCAGUCCUCUUUUAAAGGUCCUGGAGUUUGGCUUCUCUGGCAAUUAUAUUGGCAGACUGGUACCUGCAUUUUGAAUAUUUUAUUAACGCUUUGAUUUUUAUUGUUUGUUUUAAUAUUGUGUAGAAGUUUGGAAUGUCUAUGUAUGUUGCCUUGGAAUCCCUUGGAUGAAGACAUGGGUUAGACAUUUUCAAACAAGGUCAUAGUUUGCAGUGGGGAUAAGGGGGCGUGGAGUGGGCGGAAGAAGCUGGACUUCACUGACUCAAGAAUAAGAAGCAAUCCGAAUAGCAUGAGGAUUUCAUAUCUAUAGUUGAUGCUUGGUUUGUUAGCUAUUCAUAGCUCAAAACAUGUACACACACACACCAUCUAAGGAAGUGAUCUCAUAGUAAAUUCCAUAGCUAAACUUUGUAGUUUGUGCAGAACUUUGUAGAGCAGUACCUCCAGGGAUGAAUAACCAGCAUGUGAGAGAUCUGUGUCCUGUUCAAAUACUGUCAUCAGCUGUGUCAUCAGUGCAUCUGAUUUUGUUAGUAACUUGGUUCUCAGUACAAUUUUAUAGUUUCCUGUGUGGUGUUUUUAUCUCCCUGUUGCACCAUUCUUUCUAUGGGAGUGUUCGGUGAGGCAGGUUACAACAAAGAGAAUUUAUCAAGCAUCACUGAAAUGCAAAUGAACAAUAUUUUAAAAACCCUCUAACCCACUAAUAAUGUUGAUCUGGUCUUUUUGAAACAGUAGCAGCAGACUUUCAUCCUAACUAAUAGCACAAUGUUGAGAAAGCAUGUUGGAAUAAAAUGGUCUUCUUCGCUGUUUGCCGAAAAGCAGACAGUGCUCUUCCCUUGGGGGGCCAUUCUAAAUAUUGAUGAUGUUUCUGGGCAGGCCUCAUUCAUCUGUUGUACAACCAGUAGUGAGGGACCCCCCAAAAAGGCUUAUAAAGUGGAGUAGAGUUCUUGAAGAGAUCUUUGUAGGGGGAAGCAGGAACAGCCGGCUUGGUGAUUAUGUCUAACAAUGCUGCCACUGCCACUUACAGUGGAGCCAAAGCAGCUCACUUCCUGCUGCACCGACACAGCCCUGACCUUGCUGCUAACUUGCCCGACUCCAGGAGCAAAUUGCUUACCAUUGGAGCUAGUAAAGGGUCCGUGUAAUGUCAUCUGAUGUCACCUUACUUCUGGACUGACUUAAUGGGCAGCCCAAUGCAGAGGAUGGUACAGAACUAGUCUAGCUUGGAAGUACGGCUGCAAGACGAAGGAAGGUUUUGAUUCGAAUGGUAUGUCCACUGAGUUUUGGCCUUCUUAAUGACAGAUUUGUUAACAGAACCCAGACUGUCUAGUUGAAGAGAAUAGUUCAUCAUUCCUAAAUCUGUUGUCAUUCAGGCAAGUGCUUUCAGAAGCUGUUUCCUUCCUUCCUUAUGCAAUGUUUGUGUACACCCACAGCUAAGAGGACAAAAGGUCACUCAGGGAACAUAUGCCCCUCAAAUGCUGCAAUUCUGCUGUCUAGGUAGGUCCUUUUGAUCCCCUAAUGUGUGUGUCACUUUUCAAAGGCAAAGGCAUUACCCAUCUCUUUACCAAAAAAAAUUAAUAGAACUUUGCCUUUGGGUUUGGAGAUUAUUUAUUUCAAGUAGCAGAGUCACACACUCGCUGUGCAACCCAGCAUUUCAACAAGAAGCGAAACUUCCUUUCCCCCCUGUCCAAAUCCAGCUCCAUGUAUCACUUCUGUGUGGGUGGUUGGAACACAGCCCCCACUCCCUUUGGGUGUGAAGUAGAUCAUCCAAGCAAACAGGCAAUAGGACCAUUAGAUACCUACCUUUCAGGUGUGCUAAUACAGAUCCCUCUCUGCUCCCUGGAAUCCCUGCAAACAGUUUAACAAUGGCAGCUUAUGCUUUCACUAUAGCAUUCACUAUAAACCCCCAAACCUGGUAUUCCCUCAAAACCUAUGCCAAAUUUUGUGUUGUUUUGUGCCACAAACCCUACAUUUUAUGCUGCUGCCCACAACUGUGUACCAGUGUAUAAAAUCAGAAUUUGUAGUUAACACUCCAAAACACAGCACAGUUGGAUUGUCUCCAAACGUAGACAUCCGUCCUCUUUUCACAUGUACUUCAGAUAGUAGAGUCAAGCGUUAGGAAGCAGUUUCUUCUGAUUCAGUUUUGUUACUAAACUGAGUGCUUCAGGACAGAACAAAUGUUAAUGUAAAAGUGUUCCUCUCCAUUAGAAACUGAGCAGCAAGAUUCAUUCAGAGCUUGGCAACAUUUUAAAAAUGCUGGCAAAGCACUGAGCCUUGUUUACCUAAAGAGGAAAGAGUAGAGUUUUGUUAUAGAAGCGUGGGACCUGCGGCCAUUCAGACACUACUCUACUCCAACUCCCAUAAUCCUUGCUGGCUGGGGCUGAUGAGAGCCCAGCUGGAUCCCUCUUAUGAUUUUACAGUUUGCAUAUUAGCAACAGCACAGCUCUGAGUUUUCCCUUACGGGCAAAAAAUAGCUUGCAUAGCUGCAAAACUGCCCCAGAUGCUUUUCAGGUGAGUGCAUUCAGAUCAGCUGAACAAUAGUGUACACAGUUGGCUAUGAUAUGUGGCAUGUUGCCAACACCCUGAAUGAGAUGAUUUCAAAGAGUCUUUGUCCUGCAAAACAUUCUUGCUAUAACUAGCAUUGAUGCAAAAAAACCUGACCUGGGUUCCCGUGCUGUUGAACACAAAGUGUAGCAAAUGGCUGGUUCACCAAGCUCCCUCUGUAAUCGUCAUCAUACACAUGCUGUAAAUGCUAAAGGGAUGGGCACAAUAUAAAUUUUCUUCUUACUUGCCAACCAGCAUUUAAUGUCACAGAGAAGCGGCUUUAAAAAGGGGGGCAGGGAGCAAGUUGUUCCUCUAAUCAACGACACCCGGAUCAAGUUUUCCAACCUACAUGCAAAAGGCUGUUGCUUUUCAGUCUUUCUUCUUCACAGGAUUGGGAGAGAGAUUAAUCUUUUAUCUGCUGGAAGAAGGUGUGAAUAAAAAUUCCCACCCAAUAGCACAAGACUGAGGCCUGUGUUCCCUUGACCUGGUCCACUGCUGCCUCCACCCAAGUCCUGAUGGUGGGAAAACACAAGGCUGGAGCUAGCUGAUACUUCACUAUUUUAAACAGACACCUUUGAAAGUGUUCCUGCUUCUCUCCUCAUUGUUUGUCACUGUCUUGUUUCAGAGGCUUGUCCUUUGCCUUCAGCACUGCUGCACAGCAGAGGAGCACAGGCGAUGACUGUGGUCCAGAAGACCCUCCUGAUGAGCCUAGACAUCUCCUGAACGAGAACAGUUUAGAGCUCAAAGCCACCAAAUUGGAAGAACAAGUCCGUGUCCUAACAGUAUGUAUCGCCCUUAACUUGGCUGUUUGCCCUAACACUUAUUUUUUAGGUUUCAGCUUUUGUAUGUCUUAAAUACCCAGUCCCAAAAUCUACAGCAUGCAGUAGUCAAAGGAUCAGAUUAGUAGAAUUAGAUAGCAUCCCCUGCUGCCACUCUCCCCCCGCAACCCCUGCAGCAUAACUCCUGCCACUGUUGCCAGCCUCCUCCUCCAGGCAGGCUAGCUGGUGGUGAAAGCAGAUCAGAACAAGUGUCUGUUUGUUUGGGUCCCUUCCGGCUGGUAGAGAAAAGGGAGGAUGACGACAAAGGUCUACCAGCAAGAUGUCAGUUCCAGGGAGCCCUGCCAGGGUGUGCAGGCCCCAGCAUUUGCCUGACCGUGCUGAGAGCUGACACUAGGCCUGGUGUACAGCAUUGCAGCCGUCAUUGUUAUGUGCACUGAAUUUACUCUUAAGCAUUUAAGGCUAUUUAAUUGUGUGUCCGUUACUUUUCCAAACAUAGAGCUAGGACAAUAGUUGAAACAUUCCAGAACAGCAGAUACCCAGCUGGUGACAUCUCUAGUGACCAUCACUGCUGUCUGCCUGGGCUCUUUAAAGAGGGGGCAGUCAGAAGGAACAACUCCAAACUGUUGUUUUCCACACAGGGGGAAAGCACCGUUCUGUGUAGCACUGCCUGUCCUUCCUGUCAUCCACUAAAUGCUCAGUGUGAUGGGAUGCGUUUGUGCACUCACAGUCCAUCAGUAUUCAGUAAGCAAGGGGGAAGUCUACAUGCAUAUCCUCUGGAUAGCAUGAGCAACAGUGUCUAGAGACCGUCAUUAGACUUUGUCCUGUGCUCAGCAUAAGGAGGGGCAAUGGCAGCAGACCAUUUAUGCUUAGGCAAGCCUAUCCAGACAAGUAGAGUGUUGAUAUGUGUGUUUCAUCUGGUUCUCUGCUGAUUUUAGUUGUUAUUAUUUUUUAAUGUUUUAAGUAGUUGCUUUUAACUGUGUUUUUACUGAUAAUCUUAGGGUUUUUGUCUUUUUGUACACUGCUUUGAGGCUUUAUUACCGUCAAGCUGUAUAUACAUUUUGCAAAACAAAUGUAAUAAAUAAGGCAUUGGUUAUGUUAGUAGAUGCUGCUUUCCCAUUUUCUUUCUGCUGCAUAAGUAUGCAUGCAUGUACAUCUGCCGUAGCUAUUUCUUGCCAUUGUUUGUCAGUAGAAGAGGGUAAUGAAGUGGGGUGGGGAGAUCUUUAGGUCUUUUUCAAUAUGGCCCAUUCAUUUCAACAGGAAGUCACACAGGCAAUGCAUUUUAUCUAAGAGCAGCAACUGAAGGCUGUGUCUGUCAAGCAAAGCUGCGCUCAACCCUCUUGGUCCAGGCUUGCAGCAUUAUAGAUGGCCCAUUGCCCUGUUGCUUUGGGAGAUGUUCUUGUCUGACUCUGCUUCUUACUGUGUGUGCAGGAACGGUACCAAAGAGCCCUGACAGAUUCUGAAAAUGUUAGGCGGAGAACGCAGAAGUUUGUCGAGGAUGCUAAGAUAUUUGGUGAGUAAAAAGGGUGCUGGUAUUGUGCAGAGCUUGUACCUACCACCCCAUGUGCUCUGCUUUAUUUGUUUAUUUAAGGUAUUUAUAUACCACCCUUCAAAAUGUUUAUCUCAGGGUGAUUUAUGUUGCAAAUAAAAUCAAUGAGCAAAUAACACAAACAUUAAUUAAAACAACAGUACAUCUAUCAGGGGUUUUUUUUUUAAAAAAAAAGUUUGAGUGUCAGUAUUUGCUGGACCUUGAUUCUUCUUUUAUACAGAGAAUGUUAUAAGGACUGAGACUCUAAUGCAUUGUGUCUGCCCUUUGAACAGUCAUCCUCACCUUUCUGAUCUAUGAAUCUACAGGCAUCCAGAGUUUCUGUAGAGACCUGGUAGAAGUGGCAGAUAUCUUGGAGAAGACCACCGAGAGUACCACAAGUGGAGAGCACGAUGACCCAACUCUGACUCUCAAGAAGAUAUGCGAAGGCUUGUCUCUCAUAGAGUCCAAACUGCAAAGCAUAUUUGUGAAGCAUGGCCUGCAGAAAAUGAACCCCAUUGGUGGCAAAUAUGACCCCUACGACCAUGAAAUAGUCUGUCAUGUGCCAGCAGAUGAAAUGCAGCCAGGCACUGUGGCAUUAGUGACUCUGGAUGGAUAUAAACUUCACGGCCGCACUAUUAGACAUGCGCAUGUGGGUGUGGCAGUAGAAUCACACGAAUGAGGUGGACACGUUUUAUAAAUACUUGAGACCUUAAUGGACUGAUUUCUCUGUCCAUGUGACUGUUGCUGCUAUAGCAUGGAUUUUUAUUUAUUAAGCCAAAUUUGUUACCUGCUGGCCUCUCAGGAUGAGUUGCAAUGGCCUGAUCUUCACUUCCAAGAUGUACAGCUAAUUUAAUAUUACUUGUUCUGUGUCAUAAAUGGUGUAUGUCGUCAGAGGUAGUGCUGUGACUUUUCUGGUUUUCCAUUAAAUUCUGUUGUGGGUUUUGAGGGGAAGGAGGACUCCUAAUAAUUCCUAAUGAUAAGGGAAGGGCCAUAAUUCCAAGAAGGGAAAGGAAGUAGCUCAAUUGUAGACCAAUGUUGUAUGCAGAAGGUACCAUUUUUGUCCCUGGCAUCUCAAGGCAAUAUUAAAAAUAUCUGAGACCAGUCAGGGUAGACAAAGGGGUAGUCCUCCAGGAUGCUGUGGAAUACAGCUCCCAUCAGCCCCAGACAGCAGGAGUAAUGAUCAGGGAUGAUGGGAGCUGUAGUCCAGAAGGUCGACUACCCAUGGUGUAGAUAAUACUGACCAGUGGUCUGACUUGGUAUAAGUGAUUACAUUAGAACUUUCUGUGUUCUUACAAAUGCACUCUGCUUUCCUUGAAUUUUGGUUCAGCUGCCGCAACCUCUGUUUUUCUAUAUGUAAAGUGGGAAUAUGAUAGUUGCCUGCCUCCCAGAAAUGCUACAAUUAUUUCUCAGCCGUAAAACGUUUUGAAAACGAGUGAUGAGUACUGUGAAGGGGCUUUGAUACCCAGCAGAAGUGCAUCUGGAGGUGUUAAUUUGUAAAUUCUUUCUGCAGGUGGAGAUCUUCCUCAGGUUACUUGGCUAUUUCAACCCUGUGAAAUCUCCACUGUGGUAUGUAUAGGGAUAUGGAUGAGUCCUUUCUCAUUGCCAUUUAAAAUACUGGACAAAAUGGGCCAGUAGCUCAACAGUUUAAGGAAACAAAAUAGACUUUUUGUGAAGAUUCAGGUUUCUUGGCCAUAAAUUCUCCCUCAAAUUAUGUACCAAAGUUUUCAAGCACAAUUUGCUAUGUUAUCAAUGCUGGAAGAGAUGGAGUGGUCUUCUACUCCAAAAGGGGAAGUAUAGUCUUUCAAGUUUGAGCUCAAAAGUAAUUGCUAUGCAAAUGGCACUGUGAAAAAUCUGGAUUCAGAGACUACUAGAUUAGCUAUCAAAAUACAUGAUUUGUUUUUCAUUUAGUAUUUUUUUAAAAAAGAGAAAGUGUCUAAGCAAAGUGUACUUCAGCUUAUUUCAGUAAAAAUAGCAGGGAAAUUAUCCGAUCAGAGUUUCAGCCCAAGUUAUGAGGUGACUUCCAGCUAGAGAAUAAAUUGGUAUCAUUCUGUCAACAAGUGGAUGCUUGGCUCUGAUCAGUUUUUGUGUGACAGGUAGGCUAAACAUGCAAGCGUGAAAAAUCCUAACUCUGUUUGAGAGAUGAUUGAGGUAACCCAACAUGUUGGCUUCAUUCUGAAUCCUAGGUGAAAGUUCAAAGAAAUCUCAGUGAGUGUGGCCUUAUUUUAGACUCACACCCAUUUUCUUUUUCAGAGUUUUGUCCUAUCUUGCUAUCUUGUCUAUGUUUGGUUAGAAUUCAUCAGCUGAAAGUUCCUGACACUGCUGGCUCCCAUGUUAUUUGUAUUAGCUUUGUCUGUACUGCCCAGAAAGAGAUCUCUUGCCUCUGAAAUUAUAAAAAUGAAAGAUUCAAGUCGGUAUUGAUUUCCAGGAUUUCCUCCCUACCAUAUACAUUCUUGUGUUCGUUAGAAAGAAGUGGUGUUUCAUAUGUGCAUAUUCAGCGGUGGACUUGGGGCUCUCAGAUUUCAGCGGCAACGCUAAAAUUCAGUGCCCCCUCCCACUACUUGCGCUUGAUUCUAUGGCACUGUUGUGGCGCAGGGCGGCACCCAAUGCGGCCAAACCAGGCAUGCUACCCUAAAACCACCUCUGGCAUAUUCUCAGGCAGAUGUACAUGAACUGAAUUAAUCCACAAAGGGUUAUCUGCAGCACCAAACGGGGGGGGGGGGGACUUUGGGCUACAAGUGAAUGAUCCUUAGAGCAAUAUAAGAGAUUAUGUUAGAGCACAUUUCUAAUUUAAAAUAGAUUUAAGAUUUGUAUUUCCCCCCCCAAGGCAAAAGAACAAAAUAUUUUUCCAGCACAGUCAUGCAUGUUUGCUCAGAAGUUCCAUAGGAAAUAAGAUUUAAAUUGCAUCUUGAACUGCAGUCCUGUGAACGAUUACCCUGAGCAAGACCCGCUGAGUACAAUGGGCUUGUUUCCAAGAAAACACAGAUUACAGUGUUUGUCUUCCAGUUGAAGAACUGCUCAAAAAAAGCAGUGAGCUAUUUAUGUGUACAAUACAAAUCCAUACAGUUGAAUGCUGCACUUAUUAAACCAAAAGUUUUUGCUUUUGCUGGGUAAGGAAGACAACUCAAGUUGUUCAGAACAUAACAAUGUAUUGAAGUCACUCUGCACCAUAUUCUUACAAAUAAAAGUUACCUUUACAAGGCUGCAACAUGUGGUAUUGACUUUGAAUACCUCCUAAAGAGGAUGUGCCCAGUCGGAAAUUUAGAAAUGUUUGAUUUCUUACCAUUUUGAAAUCAGCCGGAAUCUUGGGG
Messenger RNA from Podarcis lilfordi (Lilford's wall lizard), 9508 nucleotides. NCBI's taxonomy places the organism in Eukaryota, Metazoa, Chordata, Lepidosauria, Squamata, Lacertidae. The record is from the annotation of a GenBank genome assembly.